Messenger RNA from Brenthis ino (lesser marbled fritillary), 1521 nucleotides. The record is from the annotation of a GenBank genome assembly. Lineage: Eukaryota; Metazoa; Arthropoda; Insecta; Lepidoptera; Nymphalidae.
AUGGCUUUGGCGAAUUUCACAGUGGCGGGCGUCAACGCCGCUGUACCUGUAGUAGCCGCUACCUCAGCCACACCAUUACGUGUCGAACUGGAUGAUCUUCUUUAUUCGCCUGAGGAACAACAACAAGAAUAUGCAUCUCAAUAUACCGGAAACGAACCAUUUUUACCACCUUCAAAUUUACAACAACCCAGAAAGUCUAAAGUGAGAAAGCGUGCCGGUACGGCAUAUCUUCCCCCGCCCAAUCAAUUCGCACAUUAUCCUCGACAGAAUGUUGUUCCUCAAAAUCCUUUUAAUAACCAGCUACACGCGCAGGUCUACCAACAAAACUCGAGGCUCGAUUUACAAAUAGAAAAUCAACGUGUUCAAGAAAUAAAUUCACAGUACGAUAAUGCGGGGCAAUAUAUACAUGAUCCAACAGGCGAUUAUGAUUAUGAUCAGAGGAAAAACAAUAAGAACGAGGCACAACGCCCACCUUACAAUCCAGGAUAUGCGGAUAACCCAUACGGACCUGCGACGACACCUGGUCCACAAUCUAGUCGAGAAUUUGACAGUGUGCCUAACCAAAACUUUAAUAUACAUAAUGGCCCUGUAACCCCUUCAUCACAAGCAAAUUUUCCGAAGCAAAAUGAGGCUGGAACUAAAAUUAGUGGUAAUAAUGGUAAUUUUGGACAAACACCUCCAGAUCGCCCUCGAGGAUUUACCAAAGUGGAAACUGGGGGCACAGGUGGAAAAACGCAAUUGCAUGCUAUCCUAGACUACGAUGACGACGAUUAUUAUGAAGAUGUUCCUGGUUCAGAUAACGGCCAACAAGCCGUCACGCCUCUUCAGGGCCCGAUAUUAUUAAGAAAUGGUUCAGUGCCCGUCGUGCCCCUUACCUCUUAUCCUACAGUCAACAAUGGAUCAUUUUACCAAAUUCCUAUCUUGUGGACUGCCCUGUCUCUAGCCUUGGGUUACGAAAUCCAAGGUCAAAUAAUCAGAGGAGUGCCUUGCGUGAAACGAAACUUUCAACUCUAUUGUCCGACCGCCGGCAACACUUAUCCUUUAGACAAAAUAGAAACAUUUAUAGAUGAAAACAAAGCGUUAAUAAAACGUAUGUACGGUUCGUUCACGAUACCUGGCGGGGGUCGCGUGAGACGGGCGCCGGGCGUGCCGGACAUGCAUAGCGGGGACUCGUACUUCAGACAUGUUCGUCAGACGAAGCCACCCUUGCCUGACACACAAUCUGUCAAUAACACUGGCAGGAUAGACGCGUGCGAGAGUAAAACGGAGAUAAUGACGCCAUAUUGGGCGCUUAACUCUGCGAGGAAAUUGCGAGCUAUAGUCAAUACUAUGCACUUCGAACAGGCUAUACAUCAAGAAGUGUGCAGUAAACAAUCUACGUCAAGAUGCUCAGGGGACUGCGGGUGUGAACAGAAGUACAAGUGGCAUCGACUCUUGGCCUUUGACCCGAAUGACGACUGUGCAGGCAUUUUCAUGGACUGGUUUUUGUUCCCGUCGUGCUGUGUUUGUCGAUGUAAACCA